Molecule: messenger RNA, 747 nt
Organism: Bolinopsis microptera
Lineage: Eukaryota; Metazoa; Ctenophora; Tentaculata; Lobata; Bolinopsidae
Product: fucolectin-6-like
Exons: 5
Coding region: 90-599 (169 amino acids)
Source: RefSeq, a predicted model, not a curated record
GAAGCAAUUUGGUUAAACAGUGUGGUAAAAUAGACUAUGGAAGCGGAAAAUACUUAUACACCAUCGAAUGCGGGGAUGUAAUCGCAGACAUGAUUAAAAUCACUCAAACUUCUGGCGAUGCCUUAACUCUUUGCGAGGUGGAAACUUAUGGCGAAAAAGUGACUAUCAGCGAACCUCAACUUAUAGACUCUGAUGACAGGCAGGCCUCUCAAAGUAGUACCCCAUAUAACCACGGCGAUGCAGCAAGAGCAAUUGAUGGCAACACAGCUAAUGUAUAUUCUCAAGGUUCCUGUACACAUACAAGUGAUGGAAGCCCUCAAUGGUGGAAGGUCGACCUAGGAGCAAUUUACAAAGUGAACAAGGUCGUUAUCUACAACAGAAUGGAGUGUUGUGGAGACAGACUUGAUGGAGCUCAGGUUGAAGCCUUUAGUGGAAGCAGUUUGGUCAAAAUCUGUGGUAAAAUAGACUAUCAAAGCGGAAAAGUCUCUUACACCAUCGAAUGCGGGGAUGCAAUCGCAGACAUAAUUAAAAUCAGUCAAACUUCUGGGAAACCCUUAACUCUUUGCGAGGUGGAAACUUAUGGCGUAAAAGUUGAAUAAGUGAUGUCGGGCUAAAAGAACAGCAUGGACGUAGAUUAAGAUACGAUAGUUUAAACCAACGAAAGGGUAUAAUAUUAUUAUUUGCGUAUUUGGAGAGAAAAGACAAUUUUUUGAGAAAAGAAAAUUUUAUUGUUUAUCAUCAAUUCAA